This is a messenger RNA of Xyrichtys novacula (pearly razorfish), 14722 nucleotides long. The record is from the annotation of a GenBank genome assembly. Lineage: Eukaryota; Metazoa; Chordata; Actinopteri; Labriformes; Labridae.
AUGAAGACUCUGAUCAUCCUGACGCUCCUGGGAUUUAUCCUCCCUGACACGACAGCGAGUGAGUUCAGAUUUUUUAAAAGUCGUUUUUAGUAAAGAGAAAAAUAGUUAACGUGGUUAUGAAAUGUAGAUAUGACUUUCAAGUUAAUUUGAUGUAAAGUCACAUCUUUUCAGCCCUGAGAUAUUAAAAAGUAUUUAAAAAUGACAUUUCUUCGCCUGUUAGAAGGCUGUUGUGUUUCCGGUCAGUAAAUUUGUCUGUUAAUGGAGCAACGCCGUCGUUGUCACGGAAAAAGUUGUCAAUUUCCGAGAGAAAGGCUUUCAAAAGUCAGAUUAGCUUGUAUCAAAUAAAUAGUUAAGACUGUAUACUAGAAAAAUUUAUAGAAUAAUUCACUUAAGGACAAUAAAUGUCAAAAAGCAGCACAAAUACGCAGCAAAAAAAAAAAAAAAAAAAAAAAAAAAACAACGGCAGAGAAAUACGGAAAUGGAAAGAAAUGCGUUUAAACAAAUUGACAAACUGUAAAAAAGAGCUCUUAAUUUUUACCUAUAGCUGUUAAGGACUGUGUUUAACUUAAACUCUAUUUAUCAACCAUGAGCGUUUAAAAAAAAUCAGUUUUAAAUUUGGGACUUUAAUUUCAACAACUACGAGUUCAGUCUGUCAGCCUGAGUUUAGAAUUAAGCAUCAAUAUCUGAUCAAUAUCUGAAAUCAUCCAUAUCAACCUUUGCUUCAUUUGUCCAGUAUAAGCAGUUACUGAUUAGUUUUUAUUAACAGAGUCAACUUCAACUUGACAAUUUUGGCACUUUGUGGUUUAGAAGAGAUUAUUUUGUUUUUAAAGAAGGUUCAGAUCAGAAAAUAAUGUGAUCAAAAGCAGAUGACAGCACAGGAAUUAAAAAUAAGUAGUAAUUUAAUUAACAUUUCUCACUAAGAUUAUUCUGCUGAUACCUUUUAGAUAAUCUAAUAUAGAUUUCUUUGAAUAACUAAAAUCAGUUCAGAGUGACGUGUUACAAUCAAAUAAAUGAUCUUAAAAGUGAUUAAUCUGCUGCUGAUCCAAUAUUUUACUGAGACUCAGAAAAACUACAGGAUCUUGGUCUUAGAAAUAUGACAAAAAAAUGAAGCUUUAUCAACCCACAAUUUUCUGAGCUUAACAUAAUUUCCAGAAAUUGUAGUUUAUAAUUGUGAUUUAUAAAUAAGUUUCAGUUUUCUGUUGAUAUCAGAGGUUCAACUUUAAUAAUUGUCAUGUUUUAGUUUAUAUGUUCCAAGAAGUGAUGUAUUGGAUAUAUUUUGGUCUUACUUGCUGAAUUCAGAAAUGAUGAUCCACGAUUUGAUGACCACGAUUCAAAAAUAACUGAAAUUACUUCUCGACUUUUUUUUAAAUAAAAAAUAUAUCAAAUUAAAAAAAAGUCCAAAUGAGCAGCAGAAACAGCUCACAGAGAAACACAAGUUAUUGUUGAGCUCUGAUUAUAAUCAAAUAUUAGAUUCAGGAUACUCAAAUAGCAAAAAUAAUGAGUAAAAUAAUAAUUUUAAUGACAUGUAUUGUGUUCACUUUGUCAUCCCAUUUGUAAUGAGAGAAUAAACUUGUUCACUUAUAAUUAAUCUUUGUCUGUAAAAUUGUGUAUCAGCUGAUAUUUUCUUAUCACAGAUAUUUUGGUGUCUGUACUUUAGUUUGCUGGUAAAUAACAGGAAACUUCAGACAGAGUGUGUCCAUUACAGAGUUUAUCCACAGGAGGGCAGUCACGAGUUCAGUCUGUCAGCCUGAGUUUAGAAUUAGGCCGCAAUAACAAACUGAUCAAUAUCUGAAAUCAUCCAUGUCAAUAGCAAAAAUAUUGAGUAAAGUAUUAAAGUAGUGUGUUGACUUUGUCCUCCAACAGUCAGAUAAUGAGAGAAUAAACUUCUAAUGAAUCACAAUAAAGAACAAAAAACCUCCAUGAACGAUCAGAGUUUGAUCUCACGCUGACAUGAUCAGAGCAAAACAGAGAGCUACAGUCGUUGGUACAAAUCUGUCAUUAAAGACAUGUUAUUGAAAUAUUUGACUCUUCUAAUUAUAUAUGUGAGGAAAAGAGAAACACUUUCUGAGAAACAUUCAUCAGGAAAAUCAGAAUUAAGAGUUCAAUAACUGAUUUUUUUGUCUUUUCAUUAAUUAGAGUUUUUACUGACUGCAGAUAAAUGAUAAUGUCGUGUUGAAUGCUCUGUAGUUAUUCUUUCUCAGGUGUGCUGGAUUCAAACUUUGUUCAGUGAUGUGAAAAGUGUAAAAUAAAAACUGAAAGAUUGAAUUAUUGUCUUUACAGGGUCUCACUCUUACAAGUAUUUCUAUACGGCGUCUUCUGGAGUCCCAGACUUCCCAGAGUUUGUGGCUGUUGGGAUGGUUGAUGAUCUUCAGAUGAUCUACUUUGACAGUAACACCAGGAGAGCAGUACCUAAACAGGACUGGAUGAGCAGAGUCACAGAAGAUGAUCCUAAGUACUUGAAGAGAAGCAGUUAUACCUUCCAGGGUACCCAGGAGACCUUCAAAGCCAACAUUGAAAUUUUGAAACCACGCUUCAACCAGACUGGAGGUUUGUUCAUGUUUCACUUUUCAAUGAUAACAUGUUGAUUAUAUUUUAGUUCUGUAAACAGUUGAUACCAAACACACACACACACACACACACACACACACACACACACACACACACACACACACACACACACACACACACACACACACACACACGCUGAAGUGUGUUUUUAUCCAUGUAGUUGAAACAGUCUCACUGAAGUCUUUCUGGUCUGAAACAGUCUGAACAGAAACAUCCGUGUCUCUCAGACUAAGUAGACUCGGCUGUUUUGUGCUGAUUCAGCGUUUCUGUCCAUCCCAUAAUAACCCACAGAGACGAUCAACACUUUCCCUCCACUAGAUCAGAUCAGAAUAAGUCCACUGAAGCGUCCACAGUGAGUCGCUCCACGUUAACUCUCUUGUAGAAAACCUGUGGAUCACAGCAGCUCAACAACACACAGCUGAUAGAGGGACAUUACUGCCUGGUUUCUCAAACUGAGGAGCAGGACCGUUAAGGGGACACAGGCUGCUUGUGCUGGGUCCCAACAUGAGAGGAGGAGCAGCGUGUUUUAAUAAAGCUGCUGACGGGACGACGUGAGAAAAAAAUCAUAUUCAGAUCAGAGGUUAAAAAAGUGAAGCAGUAAAACUCGACUGUACCGACAACACUGUGUUCAUAAUCUAUAAAAGAAACUGCAGAUUAGAUUAGAUUAUCUUGACUUGAGUGUGUCUUUGUCAGAAUAAAGAGUGUAAAUGAAUGUUUGUGUUAUUUGACCUCAGCUGUUUGAGAAAUUGUGCAAGAUUAUUUUUUUUAUUGUUAUUUAGCGAGUUAAACCGAGUAUCAGUUCAUUUAUAAACAGACAUGAUAUCAUCAGAAAUGACAGAAAUUCACAGUCUGAGCUCUAAAUAUGUUGUUAGAAACAUAUUUGAUCAGGUGAACUCUACUGGACUGAUAUACAGAGUUCACCUCAGAACAUAGAUGGAUUACAGAACUGUAGAUUACAUGAGAUUAACUGGAGUUAAAAAGAAGUAAAUGAUUAAUCUGUAAAUGUCAAAAUAACAGGAGAAUGAAAAUAAUCUUCAAUCUCAGAUCUUAAUACUCAGUAAAACUACAGAUUAGAUGAGAUUAUCUCCUCUGUUCUGACCUCAGGGUUGGUUCCUCCUCUCAGGCUUCAUCAUCAUCAUCAUCAUCAUCAUCAUCAUCACACAAACAUCUGCAGGUGUAAACAGCUCUCAGGUUAUAUUGAAUGAUUGACACAUGUUUGGACCAAUCAGGAGUCCCAGACUGCCUCCCAGUCUCCAUGAUGGUCCUGGUGGUCUCUGUCUGAUUGUGAGCAGCUGUAGUAACACACUGAUGAACACUGUGAGGAGGGGGAGGAUCCUGGACCACUGAUCCUGGACUCACACGCUCCUUCAGUGUGUAUGUGUGUGUGUGUGUGUGUGUGUGUGUGUGUGUGUGUGUGUGUGUGUGUGUGUGUGUGUGUGUGUCAGUCAGUUGAUGAUAUAUGACUGAGCUGUGAUCACACUCCAUCUCACUGAACUCUUCCUCCUCUCUUUGUCUCGCUCAGGUGUUCACACUGUCCAGAUGAUGGUUGGCUGUGAGUGGGAUGAUGAGACUAAAGAAGUCAAGGGUUGGAAUAAUUAUGGUUACGAUGGCGAGGACUUCGUAGCGCUGGACAUGGAGACAAUGACAUGGAAUGCUCCUACACCUCAGGCCGUCAUCACCAAACAGAAGUGGGAUAAUGACAAAGCUAAUUCAGGAUUUUGGAAGAACUACCUAACCCAAACCUGUCCUGACUGGCUGAAAAAGUAUGUGGAGUAUGGAAGGAGCUCUCUGAUGAGAACAGGUAAGAUCACAGACCUGAUGUAACUUUAUCCUGACAAUAAACAAACUUUUUUUAACUGUCAUGUUACACUGAGUAAUGAACGUCUUUCUUUAUUUUGUGCUUCUCUUCAUCUUUUUGUUUCUCACUACUUUUUUAAACAUGUUAUUCUUUCUAUUUUCUGCACAUUUGUCUUUCUGAGUGUUUCUCUUUAUUUUCUGAUUUAAUUUCUCUCUGCCCCGUUUUAAUCUCUUAACCCUCUUCAAUUUUCUCUUUUCUCCUCUGCACUUUUGUUUGUUUUUCUUCAUUUCAUGUAAAUAAGGUUCAUUCCCAUUGAUUAAUUUUUUUACAAGGCAUUAAAAAAGUGAGAUUAAACAGGAUUAGUAAUGAACAGUAAUUCAAACUCAUAAAAAAAACUGUCUCUGUUUGUCCUCCAGACCUCCCCUCAGUGUCUCUUCUCCAGAAGUCUCCGUCCUCUCCGGUCACCUGCCACGCUUCAGGUUUCUACCCCAACAGAGCCAUGAUGCUCUGGAGGAAAGAUGGAGAGGAGCUUCAUGAGGAGGUGGACCUCGGAGAGACCCUCCCCAACCACGACGGAUCCUUCCAGAUGAGUGCUGACCUGAAAGUCCCGUCUGAUGACUGGGGGAAGUAUGAGUGUGUGUUUCAGCUGGCUGGUCAGAAGGACAUCAUCACCAACCUGGGCAAGAGUGUGAUCAGGACAAACUCUGGUGAGACUGGAAUCAAGAGUGAUGACAGUGGGAUGUUUACACAAACCGUCCUGUGUUAGACAAGGAUCUAUGUUGUCUUUUUUUUUUCAAAUUCAACAAUUUGUGUUCAGAAAAAAUAGUUUUAAGGAAUCGAUCAACUUCAAGUUUUCUUUUGUGCCACAAAAAUUGUUUUUCUAAAAUUUAUUCAUUUUUGUCCAUUUGAGAAGUCAUAUGAUGAUAACUUAAAUUAGUGUCACUUCUUUCAUCACUGCUCAUGUUCAUUUGUAUUUUCAGAGAUUAUGAGCUCUGUAAAAACAUCAGUUGAUGAAAUUAUUUAAUAACUGGCUUGUUGUGUGUAAUUCCUUUUAAAAAUUAGUUCAGUUAAAACUUAUUGUGCUAAAAAAUACAUGGAUCACAACAUUUUUGUUUUCUGCUCCACAGGGAAUCUCUUGUACACGAUCCUCAUUGUUGUUGCUGUGUUGAGUCUUCUCUCCACCAUCAUCUAUGGAGGAGUCUACCUCUCCAUGAAGAAGCAAAAUGGUGAGAGGUCAAAGCAGAGACAGUCUCUGUUUGUCUUUUUUAUCUUGUUUCCUAGUGGCGAAAGUAGAAAAAGAUAACAUUUUCAGAAUCCAGGAUGAGAUUCAGGAUGUGACAGGUGGAGGAUUUCAAAUGUGUUCAUUGUUUGUUUUCUUGUUUCUUUUCCAGCCAAACAUCCUCCAUCUCGUAAGUAAAGUUUGUUUUUAUCCUUAAUUUGACUUAAAUUUUUAAAUGAUGGUUUAAUUGCUAACAUGUUACUUUCUGAUCUUACAGCAGUCUUCAACCCCCUCUUGGUGGAAGAAAAAAUGCUUCCAAACCCAAGCGCCUAAAAGACAAACACACCACCCUGAACUCUGUGAGUCACAUUUGAUGAACCUGGUUUUGUUACCUGUUGUCACCCUUAAGCUGUGUGAAAACACAACUUUCUGAGGACUUUAGACAUGAAUCCAUAAUUAAUACCUUUUUUAUUGACACAUCCUUUGAAAAAAAAAUCAGAAAUGAUUUUGUCACUAAAGUUUUGUCCCUUCUGCUUUUUUUAAGGUUUGUGGAUACAUUUUCACCGUAACAAGGAGGAGAUCCAACACAUUUUCCUGGGAAUCAAUUGUUUUUUUUUCUUCAUACACAACAUAAAGUGAUCAGGGCUGGAAUCAUAUUUGUGAUGCUUAUUGAGAGAAAUACAGAAAAAUAAGUUUUAAAUUAGUUGACUAAUAAAUAACAAUAAUCUACAGCGCAUCUUCUCAAACAUAAAUUAGAAAUCAGGUUGUUUGUUUAGCUUUUGAUGAAAGUCCUGCUGAAAUAUAAGAAAAUCAUAUGAAGAUGAUUUCUUUUUUUUACCUGGAAAGCAGUUCAACACAAUCUUCAUCUGUGAAAGCGUCACACUGCUUUUUGUUCAUCCGUGAUAAAGAUUUCUGUGUUCAUCUUAUACGACGGAGUAUUAGAGCCAUAUUAAGUUUAAAAAAAAGUAGGACUUCAAGAUUAAAGUCGUUUACUUAUGAGAAUAAAGUCGUACUAAAAUCAUUAGUUAUGAGAAUAAAGUCCUCAUAUUCUAACCUGUUGUUUAAGACGACAGUUGUUGAAAUGAGAGCCAUGGAGCAUUUUGUGAAAAUGUACUCUAAUACUAGUUUCUCAAAAAAAGGAGAAACUUAAUCUUUUGGCACAUCAGCACCACAUUAUCAUGAGUAUCAUAAUGAUUUUAUUACGACUUUAUUCUCAUAAGUAAUUUCUUUAUUACAAAUUUAUUCUCUUAAGUUAACGACUUUAAUCUCAAAGUCUCUUUUUUUUUUUCUUAAUGUGGCCCCAAAACUUGGUCGUAAACCUAAACUCAUCUACAACAGUAACAGUUUGAUACUUCUGGUGUUGGGAGCUUUGCGCUUAAAUCAGUUUUGGUUUUAUGAACAUGAACAUGCUUUCACAUUUUCUGAUUAAUACUCAUGGGGUUAAGCAGCAGUCUGGAAUUACGAAAUUAUGAUUUAUGGGCUUUAAAGUUUUAUUAUAAUUAUUUUGUUUUUCUUUCAUGUCUGAUUUUAGUUUAGUUUAAAGGCUUCCUGUGCAUGAUGGCAUCCAAGUUCAACUCUAUGAAAGUCUAAUUUCUGAAACAUUGUCUUUUAUUUGUCAGACUUUAGUAUUUUUGGGAUGUUAAAUCUCUGAAAGUUUAUAAGUUGCUUGUUUUAAAUAUUUGUUUCUUAAACUGCCAUCAAAUAUCAAUCAAGACGUUUGUCAGACUUCAUUUAAUGAUCAUGAUAAUUUAAAAACAGUCGCUUCCACCCCCCUACGCUCGAUUUAUUGGAAGCGAACAUGGCCUACUUGUUGAGCUGGAGAAUAGGAUGAUUUGGAGCAGCCACGGUGGUUAACGUUAUCUGAUUGUAUGAGAAUAUCAUGGGAUUUUGAGGUAUCUUUCUUAGUUAGGGAAAAAAAUAGUCAAAAAAACAGACAGAUAAAAAAGAUAGAAUGAAAAGCAGAAUAAAAACUUGUCCAAAAAACAGAAAGAAGGGAAAAAAAUAUUAGUCCAAAGGAAAAACAGAAGGAAAAAAUUGUCCGAAAAACAGAAAGAAGGAAAAAUUCGUCCGAAAAACAGCAACGUAAAAAAUAUACUUAAAGAAACAGUUUCCAUUUUGUUGUAAGUGAAUGCAAAACGCUUCCGUAGUGUAAAUAUUUAUGUAGAACAACAUAAAAAAGCUGUGUCUGCUCCAAAAACACAAACGAAUUUAUGAUUUUUGUGUUUUAAAGUUUUUAUUAUAAUUGUGUUGUUUUUUUUCUUUCAUAAGUCUGAUUUCAGUUCAGUUUAUAGGCUUCCUGUGCAUAAUGGCAUCAAAGUACAAUGCAAUGAAAGUCUAAUUUCGGAAACAUUGUCUUUUAUUUGUAAGUGUUUAAGUCAUUGUGGGAUGUUACAUUUCUGAAGGCUAGUUACUGAUUGUAAAUGUUUGCUUCUGCUGUUGAAGACGAUGGUGAUGACCAGUGUUUACCUUGUUUGAGGUCAAGUAGAAGAUUUAGAAGGUCUUUUGUACCCAAGGCUUUCAGACUUCUUAAUUCUUCUGUAAAUAGAGGAUGAAAUAAAUUUCAAUAAAGUUCUUGUAUUAAAGAAGAGAGGUGAUCAGUGCUCACCUUGUUUAGGUCAAAUUGCCUUGCUGUGUGAUUAUUUUUGGACUUCUACUUUUUCAGUAAAACACCUAUAAUCCAAAUACCUGUCCUUUUUUAUGAUUUCUUAUUUAAAACACUCAAACCAAGCCUGUAUUUUUUUUUAUAGAUGUGAUCAUGUAAUUUUAAACAGUGAUGACAUUCUUUGAGACGUUUGGAGAAACUUGUGUCCUUGUAUGGUUUUCAUCUGUAAAGGUUUAUGCACAAAUGAAUGUGAGAACUAUUUAUAAAAGUUAGAGUUUAUGAAGAGAGGAGGUGAGCUUUAGUUUUCAAGAUUUGGUUCAUAUGAUUCUUAGAGUAUAAACAGACUUGAACUCAUUCAACUUCUAACCACAUGAUGGCACGAUCACAAUCGAGCUGUUUUAACAUCUUACUUCAAUUCAUAAUUUCAGUGCCUCAGGCUGAAUUCUUAUUGGUUGAGACAGGAGUUAAAGCCGUCGCUCUUUUUCUCUUCUUACCUUUCUCCUCACUGAGAGUUGAAAUGUAAACAUUGGAGCUACCAGCAGGUCUUGUUGUGUCAAAUGUCAAAGUUGUGAAUUUUCCGAAGAUUAAGACUCCACAGAUCACAAUGAAGACUCUGAUCAUCCUGAUGGUCCUGGGAUUGAUCCUCCCUGACACGACAGCGAGUGAGUUCAGAUUUAUUUAAGAUGUUUUGUUGUAAAGAGAGAAAUGAGUAAUCUGUUCAGAAAAUGUAGACAUGAAUUUAAGGUUCAUUUGAUGCAAAGUUUCAAGUUUUUGGCAUAGAGAUGUUAAAAAGUGUAUAUAUUUACAUUUUGUCUUUUGCCUGUGAGUAGACUGUUUUGUUUUCAGGUCAGUAAAUCUGUUGAUGGAGCAAAAAAAAAAGCGCCAAUUCCCGAGAAAAGCUUUAAAAAGUCCGAUUAUUAUGUGUCCAAUAAAUAAUAGCCUCUAAUAUCAGAAUAAUUCAUUAAUUUAUUAAUUAAAGGACAGUUGAUGUCAAAAAGCAGCACAAACCAUUGACAAAGAAAUACAGAAAAUAGAGAUAAAUACGUUUAAAAAAAAUAUCUGAUCCUAAACUAUAAAAAGAUUUCUUGCCUCUGUUGAAGAUUGUACAUCAUAAUGUACUCUAUUUAUUAACCAUGACUAUUUUUUAAAAUGUCAGUUUAAAAUUUGUUAAUUCAUUUUAACAACUAUAUCUCCACAGUCUUUCAGUCAUUAAAUUUCAUGAAAAUUUUGCUUAUAGAAACACAUUAUCAGCGAUUACCUACACAAACCAGAUAUAAAGAUCACCUCUUAUAUUUUUGUAUAAGUAUACAAAGAAAACCUUGAGGCCAUAAAGCCACAGUAAAAUUUUGUAGUAUCUAAUAUUAUUUUAUUGCAGAUAUUUUGGUGUCUGUACUUUUGUUUGCUGGUAAAUUACAGGAAAGAGUUUAUCCACUAGAGAGCAGUCUGAUGUCUUGGCUGAAUUAGACCCCAAUAACAAACUGAUCAAUAUCUGAAAUCAUCCAUAUCAUCUUUUGCCUCAUAUAUCCAGUUUUGAUGACACACAGCUUUACACUGCCGUGUUUUUUGUGUGUGCGUCUGUUUGUGUGAGUGUUAUGUGUGUUGAAUGUAGGUUAGGAGGAAGGGUGGGGCUCUGUAUUUGUAUUUUAAUCCAGUUUGAUUGAUAUUAGCAGUUAUUGUUGAGUUUCUGUUUACAGAGUCAACUUAAACUUGACAGAUUGGCGCAUUUAAAACGAGAAGAAAUUGUUUUUUUAAAGAAAGUUUAUAUCAGAAAGCAGAUGGCAGCACAGGAUUUAAAAAUAAGAAGAAGAAAAAUAACUUUUUUAAUCCCUAAUGGGAAAUUCAGUUCAAUUCAUGCAUGAAGAUUACUCUGCUGAUAACUUUUAAAUAAUCAAAUUUUUGUCUUUCCAUUAAUUAGAGUUUUUUCUGACUGCAGUGUGUGAAUAAAAACUGAAAGAUUGAAUUAUUUUGUCCUUACAGGGUCUCACUCUCUGAAGUAUUUCUAUACUGGGUCCUCUGGAGUUCAAGACUUCCCAGAGUUUGUGGCUGUUGGGAUGGUUGAUGAUCUUCAGAUCGUCUACUUUGACAGUAACACCUAGAGAGCAGUACCUAAACAGGACUGGAUGAUCAGAGUCACAGAAGGUGAUCCUAGAUACUGGCAGCGAGAGACUCAAGGUUUAAAAGCUGUCCAGCAGAGCUUCAAAGCUGUGUGGUUUCCAAAUUUGGCACGGCGCUUCAACCAGACUGGAGGUUUGUUUAUGUUUCUCCUAAGAAGCAGAAGUGUGUUUUCGUCCAUGGAGUUUAAACAGUUCACUGAAGUCUUUGUCUCUCUCAGGGGUCCACGUUGUCCAGAGGACGUACGGCUGCGAAUGGGAUGAUGAGACCAAUAAUAACACUGGUUUAAAUAAUUAUGGUUACGAUGGUGAGGAUUUCGUAGUGCUGGACCUGGAGACAAUGACGUAUGUUGCUUGUAAACCUCAGGCUGUCCCCACCGAACAGCAGUGGAAUAACGACAAAGGUCUCAUUGCAAAGAACAAGCUAUACUUUGCCAAAAUUUGUCCUGACUGGCUGAAAAGAUACCUGGAGUUUGGAAGGAGCUCUCUGAUGAGAACAGGUAAGAUCACAGACAUGAAGCUGGUGGUGGUGGCUGAUGACUUUCUGGGACCAGAUGGAUGAAGAUGGAUGAUUCAACGUUUUUUCGAUUUAUAACUAAUGCCAUGACUGCUUCUUUCUUCUUCCAUAAAUAAGGAAACAAACCCACAUAUACAUAUUUGUGGAUAUCUUAAAUAGAGCAAUGUUGUUCAUAAUAAUUAGCACUAGUCAUAAGGACAUUUGAGAUAUAUUUAACUUUUAUUUCACCUUGUCAAAACUGAAUUACAGAUAUCUGCAAAUGUCAUUUCAGGUGUGUGACGAGCUGAAUGUUGGUUUCAGUGACGUUUUAUUUAAAUCAGUUUUUCCUAUAUGUAGUCAAAACUGAGUUACAGAUACUAACCUGACCAUGCAAACUUUACUAGACUGUGUUGGACCACCAGGAGAGGGCGGGCCUUGGCUUGUUCUCGUGUUCGCCACUCCUAAAGAAAGUAAAGAGUUUCAGGCUAAACAGAUGUCAUUCCUGAGGCACGAAGGACAGAGUAUCACUGAUGUUCAAGGCGUACUCAACCCUUCACCCCUUGACAUGAACACUACUCUGAUCAAUGCCAUUAGCUCUCUUGUGGAUGAGUGUAACACUGCACCUGCUGAAACUCAACCCUACAGAAGGCUACGCAUGUUCAUGAAAAAAAGAGAAUCAUUUAAAGUCUAAAGGGUCCGGCUGCAGACAUUGUGAGAUUUCUGAGAUUACAGAAUCCUACUGCAACCUCAUAUGACUACAUGCAAGCUUUGGAAACUCCUUUUUGGACAACUGAGAAUGCCCCUCGACCUGCUUGUGAAAUUCAGACACACUUAUCAAAGUGAAGGAGAGAAACCGUCUGAGUACCUGCUUAAGUUGGAUAAACUUCUCCACUGUGUAUUCAGGAAAGUCGGUGUAGAUUGUGCAAGUUGUUUAAGGUGCAUUGCAGCAGGACAUGAUUGCCCUUCGCAUCCGCAUGCCGCACACAAACUUCGAGAUCCACCCACCUUUAAUGAACUGCUGAAAGAGGUGAGGGCAAAAGAGGAUGUGCUUGACAGCAGGAAUGGUGUGAAGCACAAAGUAAUGUCAAAGCCUGUUACACCUGUUACACCUGAUACCAAGUCUGAUCCUGAGACAACAGUUCACAGCUAAAAAAAGGGGACCAGUGUCAUGAAGGCAUGUCAACUUCACAGCCUGAAGUACCUACAAUGUCAACAUACAAGAGGAGUGAAACUCCACAAAAGGCUGGCAGUGGAGAGGAUAGACCAGAGAUCUUUCGUUAUAGAUAUGAGGAGGAUGGACACUUUAAGAGAGAGAGUAUUCAGGAGAAGAAAAUUUCAAAAGAGUUAACAAACGCCUCAUCAAUAUGAUGAAGAUGACGGGAAACUACCGCAGAAACCAGUAGAGGAAUGGCUUGGCUUACCGGUGGUCGAAACACGUUCUACCAAGUGAAUGAAUUCAGACAAGAAAGUAGAAGACACUAUACCUGAAGGUUUAGUGGGGCCCAGCUCUGUUGUUACAGUACAGACUGAAGGCAUUUACUUAAAGACAUGCUGAACUAGCUAUUAAAUGUUAAAACAGCUUGCAUUAGUGUGAUGGUUUGGAAUGAUGCAAAGGCCAGCGGCAUUGGGGUGUGAUGGUUUGGAAUGAUGCAUAGCCUGAUGGGGAUGGGGUGUGAUCGAUUGGAAUGAUGCAUAGAACGACGGCAAUAAGGUGUGAAGGUUCGGAAUGAUGCAAAGCCUGAUGGUGUUGGAAUGUGAUGGUUCGAAAUGAUGCUUAGCCCAAUAGCACUGGGGUAUGAAGGUUUGGAAUGAUGCAAAACCCAAUGGCGAUGGGAUGUGAUAGUUUGGAAUGAUGCAAAACCCAAUGGCGAUGGGAUGUGAUAGUUUGGAAUGAUGCUUAGCCCAAUAGCACUGGGGUAUGAAGGUUUGGAAUGAUGCAAAGCCUGAUGGCAUUGAAGUGGGAUGGUUUGGAAUGAUGCAUUGCACGAUGGCGUUGGGGUAUGAUGGUUUGAAAUAAUGUACAGCCUGAUGGCGUUGAGGUGGGAUGGUUCGGAAUGAUGCCUAGCCAAAUGGCGUUGGGAUGUGAUGGUUCGGAAUGAUGCAUAGCCCAACAGCAGUUGGGUGUGAUGGUUCGGAAUAAUGCAUAGCCUAAUGGCGUUGGGGUGUGAUGUGUUUGGAAUGAUGCAAAGCCUGAUGGCCAUAGGGUGUGAUGCGUUUGCUCUAAAGAAUGAUGCACAGCCUGAAGGCUUUUGGCUGCUUCACAGGUAAAAACAGAACAAUUAAACAAGGUGAAAGCAAACACAGCAUCCAUCAACAAUCAAGGUGGAUAUUUAUAUAUGGAGAACUUUCAUAUGAGUCUGAUGUGGCUUUUGAAGCUGAGAUGCCUUUACUCUGAAAACAUGAUGUGAAGCCAGACAUCUUAAGCAUUGAGAUGUCCUGCUUGUGUGAUAUAAGGCAAGAGAGUAAGGACGGCAAUGAAACGUAUUGAUUGAUUUAUAUUUAAUUUACCAAAGGCAGCUUGCUUCACUUGGAUCGAGGGUAACCAGGUUUAAUGCUUGAAUUCUUCAAACUCCUAAUCUUAUAAAAUGCCAGAAGGUGGAUCCCUGAGUUUGUGGUGCAUUUCUGUCAGGUGCGUUAGAGAGUCACUGCCGCAGUCUAGGGUGUCAAAAAUCAUGGCAGAUGAAAAUGCUUGAAGCUGGAGCUGGGUUGAUGCCAUGAGCUCUUGACAUUUCCAGUAUAUCUGGUUCUGUUUCUUCCUGACUGGUAGCUGACACUGACACUGAUUGCUUGUGGGGUGGAUUGUGAUCCAAAAAUGUCGGCACUAACCGGGUCGACGUUUGAGUCUGUCUGACACUUGCUAUGUAAAAAAGCUGACUGUGAGGGUGUGCUAUCAUGCAAUUGGAUAAAGAAGACACUUGUGAAUGGCUGAUUAACCAAUAACUGCCCUAAGUGAUGACAGCAGAAAAAGUGAGAAGGUAUUGAGUGGGAAAGACACUUAAGCAGCUGUAAAGGCUUUUACAAGAUAUUGAAAAAAUUUAGAUCUAACAGUAAUUUCAAUGAAAAGUAAUUGAAUUUCCCCUCAGGGAUAAUAAAGUUCUUAUUUAUUUUAUUCAAAGUCGUAGAGAAACUGUAAACUGUCUCUGUUUGUCCCCUAGACCUCCCUUCAGUGUCUCUCCUCCAGAAGUCUCCGUCUUCUCCGGUUACCUGCCACGCUUCAGGUUUCUACCCCGACAGAGCCAUGAUGUUCUGGAGGAAAGAUGGAGAGGAGCUUCAUGAGGACGUGGACCUUGGAGAGACCCUUCCCAACAACGACGGAUCCUUCCAGAUGAGUGCUGACCUGAAAGUCCCGUCUGAUGACUGGGGGAAGUAUGAGUGUGUGUUUCAGCUGGCUGGUCAGAAGGACAUCAUCACCAAACUGGACAAGACUAAGAUCAGGACAAACCGCGGUGAGACUGGAAUCAAACAUUCUCUUUAAUCAACUUCAUCUGUUCAGAGUUUGACUUCAUUUUGUUGUUUUCUGCUCCACAGUGAAACCCUUGUACAAGAUCCCCAUUGUUCUUGCUGUGUUGAUUCUUCUGUCCACCAUCGUCUGUGCAGGAGUCUACCUUUACAAGAGGCUAAAUGGUGAGAGGUCAAAGCAGAUUCAGUCUCAAUUGGUCUCCUUUAUUCUCGUUCUCGUUUGUGUCCUCAUGGCAAAGGCAGAAAAACAGGUGACAGGCAAAGGAUUUCAAAUGGGUUCAUUAAUUGUUUUCUUGUUUUUAUUCCAGCCAAACUUCCUCCAUCUCGUAAGUAGAGAUUGUUUCAUCCUUAGUUUGACCUAAAAGCCUUAAAUGAUGGUUUAAUUGCUAACGUGUUGCUUUCUGAUCUUACAGCAGUCAACAACUCCGGUGUGGAGAGGGAGAAACUGCUUCCAAACCCAAACGCCUAA